Molecule: messenger RNA, 4146 nt
Organism: Plasmodium yoelii
Lineage: Eukaryota; Apicomplexa; Aconoidasida; Haemosporida; Plasmodiidae
Product: zinc finger protein, putative
Exons: 3
Coding region: 1-4146 (1381 amino acids)
Molecular function (GO): metal ion binding
Source: RefSeq, a predicted model, not a curated record
AUGUGCAAAUAUGCACUAAUAAAUAAAUGCGAUAGAGGAGAAAAUUGUACAUUUGCACAUGAUAUAAAUGAAUUACGAAUAAAACCAGAUAUGCGAAAAACAAAAUUAUGCAAGAGUUAUAUUUUAGGAAAAUGUACUGACCAUAGUUGCAUAUAUGCUCACUCUGUGAACGAAUUAAGGGAAGUAGGGAAGCCCGCCAUUUGCCAACUCCACCGAGAGGGGCGAUGCAUAAAGGGGAACCAGUGUAGAUUCGCACACUCAAUAAAUGACAUAAACACAAAACUGGUUCAAUUUUACGAUUGUGAAGAUAAUAUAGUUAGUGAAAUUAAUAAUAUAUCAAAUUGUGAUAAUAAUUCUUUAAAUAAAAUAAGUAAAGAAAAACAAUUAAUGGUGAACAAUAUGAAAAAUAAUAAUUCCAAUUUUGAAAUAGAAUGUAAUAUAAUUAAUAAAAGAAAUGAAUUAUUAGAUUGUAUGUUAAUGGAAAACGAUUCUAAUUCAUCAGUUUUAUCAAAAAAUAUUGUUAUUCGAAAUUUUGUGACAAAAAAUAUGCAAAACAAUGGACAAAAUAAUGGGCAAAACAAUGGGCAAAACAAUGGACAAAAUAAUGGGCAUAAUGCAUAUCGGACAAAUUUGGUAAAAACUGAAUCCAAUAUUUUAGGAUAUAAUGUAUAUAUAAAUGAUAAAAAAAAUGAUAUUAAUAAUCAAAAUGAAAUAAUAAAAGAUACAAAGCUAUCAAUAAUAAAUAUUAAUGAUAAUGUAAAAAAUAAUCGAAAAAAAAAUAAUUUAGUUUCAAUUUCUGGUGAUAAGAAUGAAAAAAAUAUAUUAAAUCAUGGAUGUGAUUCAAAAAUAGAAGAUAAUAUUUCCAUUUUAAGACCAUCUCUCAAUUUUCAAAAAAAAAUAAAAUUUAAUUAUGGAGAAGAAAAUAUAAUAAAUAAUAAUUUGGGGCUUAAAUAUAACAAUAUACAGAAUAUGUCAAAUAAUAAUAUAUUAGAUAAUUAUAACAAUAUGAAUAACAUGAUAGAUGUAAAUUAUUAUGAUAAAAAAGAUAAUUUAAAUUAUAUGAAUCUAUGUUAUAAUGAUAAUCAAGAAGAUAUGUCUGUUGAAACAAAAUUUAAUAAAUAUGAUAGAAUCAAAAAUGAUAAUAAAUUAAAUAUAAAUUUAUUUGAAAAAGAAAAAAUAAAUUUAACUAAAGAUGAAGCAUCAUACUUUCAAAUUGAAAAUAAGACAAAAGAUAAAACAUAUAAUUAUAAAUUAAAAAAAUGUUAUAGAAAUGAUUAUUUAUUAAAUAGUCGAGAAAACGUUAUAUAUGAUUAUGAUGGAUAUAUAUCUAGUAGUAGAAUAGAUAAUAAAUAUGAGAAUAUUAGUACAUGUUUUGAUUUAAAAAAUAAAAAAACAAAUUUAGGAAAUAAUAUAAAUUAUUUUGAUAAAAAGGAUUUAAAAAAUAAUGAUUUAUUUUAUUCAGGGUUUAGAGAAAUGUGUGAAUUUAAUUUGGGGAGUAACAAUGAGGGUAAUAAUACAAAUUGUAUAGAUGCAGUAAUGGGUUCAAUGAAUAUAGGAAAUGGGUUCGAAUUACAUCUAACAAAUCCAAACUAUGAAGAUAUUGAUAAAGAAAAAGAACAAUAUGAGUUGGAAAAUAAAUAUAAAAUUGUGGAACCAAACAAGGAUAAUGAAAAUGAUAAAAGAGAGAUAGAUUUUAUAAUAUAUAAAGAGCAUCAAAAUGAAAAAAUGUCGAAGAAUGGUCAGGUAAGCAAGGCAAAUGCGCUUUUAAAUAACGAUGACAAUGAAAAUGGUAAUGAUAAUGACAAUGAAAAUGGUAAUGAAAAUGGGAAUGGCAAUGGCAAUAGUGAUAAUAGUGAAAAAUAUUUAAACAUGGCUAUACAAAACAUCUCGAGAAUUUCGGCAUCUAAUUUUGUUGAAAAUAAUUUUAAAUAUACAAAAGAUAAAGAGAAAAAUAGCACAGAAGAAUUGGGCAAGCCCAACUCGAAUUUUUCAGAAAUUGAUGCAAAUUCCGGUUUUAAAUUAGCAGAGAUUGAUACAAAUUCCGGUUUUAAAUUAGCAGAGAUUGAUACAAAUUCCGGUUUUAAAUUAACAGAGAUUGAUACAAAUUCCGGUUUUAAAUUAACAGAAAUUGAUACAAAUUCCGGUUUUAAAUUAACAGAAAUUGAUGAUUGUGUCGAGUUUGGAGUGGAAAGUGGUGCAGUAGAAAAUGGCAUAAAUGAAUCAUAUUUAAAAGUUGGAAAGGUUGAAAAAAUUGGCAAAGUUGAAAAAAUUGGCAAAGUUGGAAAGGUUGGCAAAAUUGGAAAGGUUGGCAAAGUUGGAAAGGUUGGAAAAAUUGGCGAGACCGAAACGAGAAUGAUAAGCAAUGAUUGUUUUGACGAAAAUAAAAAUGAAUAUUUAGAUCAUAUUAAAAUGAGUGGAAUAGGAAACAAUAAUAUGGAGAUGAAUAAAAUUAAAAAUAGCAUACGUUAUGAGAAUAAUGGAAAUAACUAUUUUGAAAAUGAUAUGUAUUUAAAAAAAUAUAUAUUUAAAUGUGACGAAAGAAAAAUAAUAAAUGAAGAUAAUAAUUUUGAUAUAUAUAUAAAUAGAAAUUAUAUAGACAAAAUUCCUAAAACAAAAAAUAACAAUUUAAUUAUCUCAAAAUCGAUUCAAACAUCAAUGAAUCAAGAUAUGAUCACAUCUAAUCAAAAUAAGAUGAACACAUUUAACAAUUUGAAUGACAAUAAUAAUAGAAGUAAAGAGAAUUCUAUAAAUAUUCUGAAUUGCUUUAGAGAUAUAAUGAAUCCAGUAGAAUCAACAAAUAAACUUAAUAAUUUUGAUAAAAAAAUAAAAAAAAAAAAAAAUGAAGAAAUAUAUGAAAAUGAAUAUUUAAAAAAAGAAAAUAUAUAUGAUGAUUCAGAUAGAUGUGAGAAUUAUUCUAUAGAGAAAAUAAAUAACGAAAUUGAAAAUGUAUACGAUUAUAAUUGUGAUGAAAAUCAUAAUUUGAAUGAUAUUAAAAAAUUAACAACAACAAAUAGUAAAAUUAAUUAUAUGGAACUUAAUAAAAAUAUCAAAAAAAAUUCGAUGGAAAAUCUAAACUAUAUUUCAACAUUUGAUUGUUGUAGAGGAAAUGUAAAUCUUAAAAAUAAACAAAAUGAAAUAAAUAAAUGUUUAAUGGCAAAAGAAGAUUAUAACGGUUUUUAUGACAAUUAUAAAAAUGACGUUGCGGCGUCUAUUUUGCAAAAGGGGCAUGGCAAUGCUGGUAAUGGCGAUGGCAACAGUGUUUGCAACGGCAUGGGAAUAAAAAAGGGCUGCUUGCUAAUUCAUAAUGAAGAGUCAAAUAAGUUAGAUAAUAAGUUCGAAAUUAUAAAUAAUAGAAAAGAAAAAAGGAAUGGAAGUAUUAUAAAAGGAAUUUUAUCAAAAUUUAGUGAAAUGAAUAAUGAUGAAAAUGGAAACGAAUUAAAUAGUAUAGAAAUAAAACAUAGUUCAACAAAAACAUUAACUUCGAAUAUAUAUGAAAAUGAAAAUGAAAAUGAAAAUGAAGAUGAAAAUGAAGAUGAAAAUGAAAAUGAAAAUGAAAAUUUUUCAAAUAAUUGUUUGUUUGAAGUGCAAAGAUAUUUUGAUUUGCCAUGGGCUUGUGAAAAAAAAGAAAUAGAAAAUAGCAACACUUAUAAUAGCAAUAAUUACAAUAGCAAUAAUUAUAAUAGCAACACUUAUAAUAGCAAUAAUUAUAGUAGCAAUAAUUAUAGUAGCAAUAAUAAAUGUGGUUUUUACGAGAGUUAUAAAAAUAAAACAAAUAAACAAAAAAAUAAUAAUAAUUUUAAAGACAAUGUUAAUAAAAAUGAUGAAAUGAUUUAUAGUUAUAUGAAUCAGGAAUAUAAUAUGUUAUUACAAAAUGAUAAUGAUAUUGAAAAUUUAAUAAUAAAUAGGAAUUGUUUAAAUAAUUUGAGUAAUGGUUAUCAGAAUAACAUUUAUAACAGUAGCGAUUUUUGGGAACAGCCACAUCUUUUUAAUUAUGAAAAUGUGAAUGAGACGAAUAAUAACAAAGAUAUAUAUUUCGAUAAUAAUUUUUUUUUCGAAAAUAAAGAUUUUCCUCUAGAUGAUGAUACUGAAUAUUCGAUCAAUUUUUCUGGCGACAUGGUUUUUAAUUUUGCAAAGAGUGCCGAAUAG